This is a messenger RNA of Saccharomycodes ludwigii, 1692 nucleotides long. It is a transcript of the gene ALG6, whose product is annotated as dolichyl-P-Glc:Man(9)GlcNAc(2)-PP-dolichol alpha-1,3-glucosyltransferase. The transcript has a single exon. Gene Ontology annotation, molecular function: dolichyl pyrophosphate Man9GlcNAc2 alpha-1,3-glucosyltransferase activity. Lineage: Eukaryota; Fungi; Ascomycota; Saccharomycetes; Saccharomycodales; Saccharomycodaceae. The record is from RefSeq and is a predicted model, not a curated record. Gene Ontology annotation, cellular component: endoplasmic reticulum membrane. Bases 1 to 1692 code for a protein of 563 amino acids. Gene Ontology annotation, biological process: protein N-linked glycosylation.
AUGGGCAAAAAAAUUAAAAAAAAUACCAAGAUCUCUUCUUCUGCACAUUCGAAGAACGAAUCGUCAUUAUCAUUCCCAAUACCAACCAAAAAUGGUGUAAUACUCAAUGAAAAAAAAGAAGCUUUUUAUGCAUCUCCACUCUACGAUUUUUUAUCUCCAUUAAGGCCUGUUAACCAUCAAUGGGGUGCCGAGUACAUUAUAGUUUUUUUUGCACUGAUUAUAAGGUGCGCAGUGGGAUUAGGAUCUUUUUCUGGCUACAAGGACCCACCAAUGCAUGGUGAUUUUGAAGCACAAAGACAUUGGUUGGAAAUAACAACUUCACUACCAAUCUCUAAGUGGUAUUAUUACAAUUUAGAAUAUUGGGGAUUGGAUUAUCCGCCUCUAACAGCAUAUCAUUCUUAUGUCCUGGGAUACUUGGGUUCUUUAAUAAACAGUUCAUGGUUUAACUUAGACGAUUCAAGAGGUUUGGAAACCUUAGAUUUAAAAUCUUAUAUGAGAUUUACUGUUAUUCUAAGUGAAGCCUUGUUAUAUAUACCGGGUAUAAUUUAUUUCUGCAAAUGGAUUGGAAAACACACUCAUGAGUCACCAAUUAACCAAUAUAUUGCGGCAGCAGCAAUAUUGUUUCAGCCAGCUCUAAUUUUGAUUGACCAUGGACAUUUCCAAUAUAAUAGUGUUAUGCUAGGGCUGACUGUCUAUGCAAUUAAUAACAUUUUGGAUGACUACUAUGUACCGGCUGCCAUUUGCUUUGUUUUAUCGAUUGGUUUUAAACAAAUGGCUCUUUUUUACUCUCCAAUUUUUUUUGCAUUCUUGCUAAGACAAUCCUUAUUCAUCAACUUCCCAAGAUUCAUCUUAAUUUCUGUGGCGACGGUUUUAACGUUCUUUGCUAUGUUUGUUCCAUUAUAUGUGUUUGGUGGAUUGGAUAAUGUUUUACAAUGCUUGCAUAGAAUAUUUCCUUUUCAAAGAGGCAUUUUUGAGGAUAAAGUGGCCAAUUUCUGGUGUGUCAGUAACAUUGUUAUUAAAUAUCGAGAAUUGUUUACUUUAGACGAAUUGAAGAUGCUGUCUCUAGUGCUAACCUUUAUAGGGUUUUUACCAGCAUUCGUUAUCAUUCUGUUGUACCCCAAAAAGCAUUUAAUUCCGUAUGCCUUGGCUUCGAGUUCUUUAUCGUUUUAUCUGUUUGGAUUUCAGGUGCAUGAAAAGACUAUAUUACUACCACUAUUGCCGUUGUCCUUGUUAUACACAUCUUCUGAUCGAAAUGUAGUAUCUUUGGUUAGCUGGGUAAAUAACAUUGCUGUAUUUAGUUUAUGGCCAUUAUUGAAAAAAGAUGGUCUUUGUCUACAAUAUUUUGCUAUUUUGUAUUUGAGCAAUUGGUUAAUUGGGAAUUUUAGUUUUAUCACACCGAGAUUCUUCCCCAAAUGGUUGACCCCAGGCCCUUCUGUUAGUGAUGUAUCUGUUGCUUAUAGGAGAAGAAGUUUAUUGCCCAAUAGCUUAUUUUGGAAAGUUUUUAUUGUUUUAUCUUACAUAAUAAUGGGUGCUAUUCAUUUGUGUGAUUUUUUAUUAGCACCACCGGAUAAAUAUCCAGAUUUAUGGGUUUUAUUGAAUUCUGCUUUAUGUUUUGGCUGUUUUGUGUUGGUGUGGCUAUGGACUAAUUACAAGUUGGUUUUACUACGCAAUAAGACUUUUAAAUCGUAUUAG